Messenger RNA from Drosophila hydei, 1827 nucleotides. RefSeq names its product protein wntless (gene wls). Bases 39 to 1814 code for a protein of 591 amino acids. Gene Ontology annotation, cellular component: organelle membrane; endomembrane system. The transcript is spliced from 3 exons. The record is from RefSeq and is a predicted model, not a curated record. NCBI's taxonomy places the organism in Eukaryota, Metazoa, Arthropoda, Insecta, Diptera, Drosophilidae. Gene Ontology annotation, molecular function: Wnt-protein binding. Gene Ontology annotation, biological process: Wnt signaling pathway; intracellular protein transport; Wnt protein secretion.
AAAUUAUUUUAAAUAGUUUAUGUACACCAUUACGCAAAAUGAUGAUCAGUGCUAUAUUUAACAAUACAGACGGUGAGAAAGAGCGUGACUCGCUUGUUUACAUUAAGUGGUACAUACCAAAAGCCAUGUCGGGCACCAUACUCGAAAAUUUAAGCGGACGCAAGCUGUCCAUAUUGGUCAGCAGCCUGCUGCUCUGUCAAGUAGCUUGCUUCCUGAUUGGUGGCUUGUAUGCACCUGUACCCGCUGGCCAUCAGAUUGUGAUGGGCAUCAAAUGCCGAGAUGUUGCUGGACGUCAGAAUGACACCGGCUUUUUUCUGUACUCCCGAGGUAAUGGCGCUUGCGACUCUGUUCAGGAUACAGACAUCGAGCUGGAUCCAUUGAAGAUGGCCAAUCAAUUGGUUUAUGUGUUUCAAAUGCCGCUGCCACGAGACAAUCGCACAUUGGACUAUUCCCGCUGGCAGCAGAAUCUCAUUGGAGUGCUGCAGAUGGACAUUGCAUACGACUCCUCCUCGGAGUUGCGAGAGCCCCCUAAAGAACUUCAAUUGACAAUUGACACACGGCUGGCGUAUCGCAACAAGAACGACGCAGAUGCAGAUUGGAAGCCAUAUGCGCACAGCAUUGAGAAGCGCUUCUUGGAUUGCCGUGCAGCACACAUUGGCGUUCAGGAAAUACUCUACACUUGCGAUAUAAUCCCAUUAUUUGAGCUGGGUGCAUUACAUCAUAGUUUCUAUCUUCUUAAUUUGCGCUUCCCAAUGGACACGCCAAAGCGGAUAAAUCUCCAGUUCGGCCACAUGCAUGAUAUCAUAUUGACAGCAAUACAUCAAAAUGGGGGCUUCACAAAAGUCUGGCUAUUGCUUAAGACCUUGCUCUUUCCCUUUAUAAUCGGCAUAAUGGUCUGGUUUUGGAGACGUGUCCACAUACUCCAACGCUCUCCUGCGCUGCUGGAAUAUAUGCUGUUGUAUCUGGGCGGUGCUCUCAGCUUCUUAAAUUUGCCAUUGGAAUACCUUACACUCAGCUUUGUGAUGCCAUACAUGCUGCUACUAAGCGAUGUGCGCCAGGGCAUCUUCUAUGCGAUGCUCCUAUCCUUCUGGCUGGUCUUUGCCGGCGAGCAUAUGCUGAUACAGGAUUCGCCCAAUAAGUCGACCAUACGCUCACGCUACUGGAAGCAUCUUUCUGCAGUUGUUGUCGGUUGCAUUUCGCUCUUUGUGUUUGACAUUUGUGAGCGAGGAAUGCAGUUGCGGAAUCCCUUCUACUCCAUCUGGACAACGCCAUUGGGCGCCAAAGUGGCCAUGAGUUUCAUUGUGCUUGCCGGCGUCUCGGCUGCCAUUUACUUUCUUUUCCUUUGCUACAUGGUCUGGAAGGUCUUCAAGGACAUUGGCGACAAACGCACAUCGCUGCCAUCCAUGUCCCAAGCACGUCGACUGCACUAUGAGGGUCUUAUCUACCGCUUCAAAUUCCUUAUGCUGGCCACUUUGCUGUGCGCUGGCUUAACCGUCGCCGGCUUUAUUAUGGGUCAGAUGGCCGAAGGACAUUGGAAAUGGAAUGAGGAUAUUGAAAUACAGCUGACCUCUGCUUUUCUCACUGGCGUCUAUGGCAUGUGGAACAUCUACAUCUUUGCCCUCAUCAUCUUGUAUGCUCCGAGUCACAAGCAAUGGCCGACGAUGCGUCACAGCGACGAAACAACUCAAUCUAAUGAGAAUAUUGUUGCCUCUGCUGCUAGCGAGGAAAUCGAAUUUAACAAUCUGCCCUCCGAUUCGAACCCAAGUGAGAUCUCAUCACUCACCUCCUUCACACGGAAGGUGGCCUUCGACUAAGAGCUUGCCGAGU